This is a messenger RNA of Closterium sp. Naga37s-1, 1695 nucleotides long. The record is from the annotation of a GenBank genome assembly. Lineage: Eukaryota; Viridiplantae; Streptophyta; Zygnematophyceae; Desmidiales; Closteriaceae.
AUGCGACAGAACGACAGCCAACAGCCAGUCGGAGUUCUCGAUGUGUACCGCCCGAGCGCAGGCAAUGGCAGCGCAGGCAACUCAAGCGCGGGCGGGGAGGAGUACCUUGUGACACUGGCGGCUCUCAACCUGAUGCGCGGCCGCACUGCCUUCUUCGACGCCCUCAUCUCCCGCCGCCCUCCCGUGGCCGCGCAAUCCGCGCUCCCUGCUGCUGCCCCCCCACCACCAGCAGCAGCGGAGGGAUGGGAGUACACGUUGAGGUCGUGGGUGCAGCAGGCAGGGUGGGGGCAUGCGAGCACGCGGGAGGAGCAGGAGGCGGCGCUCAGGCACGUGGUGCCGGUGACCCCCCCUCCGUGUGGCGACCUGUUGACUUACGUUGACUCCUCAGAUGUGGACGUGCAGCGCGUGGCACGAGAGGCGGUGGCGAGUGAGAAUAAGAGACAGGGCAGUGCGCUGCUGCUGAUUUCGGUGCUGGAGGCACAGUUGAUGAUACCCGGGUUCAGAGAAUACACGCUCACACUGCUUGCAGCAGAUAACACCACCCGCAUGGUGGCACACUAUGCCACGCACGCACUAGAUCUAGGGCUGACAAACAACAGUGACGCCACGCCUGAAACGUCACAGGGGGGGAACGCGAGUGGGAGGAGUUUGGUGAAUGUGACGGCGUUUGCGGUGGUGGCGGGGACGCAGCGGAAUGCAACAGCGGGGGAGAUGGGCGUGGCGGCAGCAGGGGGGUGUGCCGGGAGGAACGCGAGCAGCAGCAGCAGCAGCAGUGGCGGUGGUGGCGUGUUGCAGUGGGACUUGGCACGGGCCAUGGCAGGGGUGUGUGUGGAUGAGGGGUGGGUGCUCAUCCCUGCUGCUGCCACUGCUGACAAUUCAACGACUCCCACUGCUUCCUUCAAUGCCUCCUCCAAUGCCUCCUCUAAUGCUUCCUCUAAUGCCUCCAUUUCCGCCCCCUAUACCGACGCCUACAAUGGUUUCUCCAUGCGCUCCCUCGCUCUCUUUGCCCUGGAUGAAGUCAAUCAGAACAGCAGCCUCCUCUCCAAUGUGACUCUGCUGGACGUUAUUGUAGCGAGGGCGAAUGUGGUGGAGGGAGCAGGGAUCAACUACAGUGUGACUGUAACAGCAGUGGUGGAUUCAGCAGCUGCAGCGACGGCACCGGCAGCAACGGCACAGGAAGCACUGCUGACGGUGCCUGGAAGCAAAGCCAAGGCAGUAGAUGUGGGUGCAGCAGAGAAAGGGGCGAAGAAGCGAGUGGUGGUGGUGAAGGUGGUGGUGUGGCAGCCGGUGCCCUUCACGGCUCACCGCCUGGUUGACUUGUUCCUGCUGGAUGGGGGAUACAGUGGUGAGGGGAGUGGGAAGCAAAAGCAGGAGGGCGUGUUGCUCUUUGACUGUGCUUCCCUGCUGGAUGGGGGAUACAGUGGUGAGGGGAGUGGGAAGCAAAAGCAGGAGGGCGUGUUGCUCUUUGACUGUGCUUCCCUGCUGGAUGGGGGAUACAGUGGUGAGGGGAGUGGGAAGCAAAAGCAGGAGGGCGUGUUGCUCUUUGACUGUGCUUCCCCACCCCCGGGGCAUGUCCUCCUUGCUAACUGCACGGCAGUGCCCAAGGCUGGCUUUUCUUCUGUAGUUGCACCGAUAGGAUUUGUAAAAUUGCUUUGUGUGCUUGUCUCCCUUUGCCUUGUGCUGCCUCUCAUGUAG